AUGGUUUCCUUCCUACAGUGCUCUGGGUUCAUGCGCCGGGGUGGGGAGUCGUUCCGUGCCUUAAGCACACUGCCUUCUGGGCGUUCCGGGGACCAGCCACGGGCUUGUUCAGGGGACUACACCUGGCGCCAGGGGACCCACACCGCUUGCCCGGGGGACCCACACCCGCUCCCGGGGUUCACACCGGCCUCCCGGGGACCCACCGGGCCGCCCGGGGACCACAACAGGCCUCCCGGGACCACAGACCGCCGCCCGCGGGACCAGCAACCGCCUCCCAGGGGACUUCAACACCGGCUCCCGGGGACCCACACGCCGCGGGGGACCACGCCGCCCGGGGGACCCGUAACCUGGCUCCGGGGGACACACCCGCCUCCGGGGACCAACGCCGCCCGGGACCCACCGCCGCCAGGGGACCCACACCGCCUGCCGGGGGACCAGCACCCCGCCUUGCCCCGGGGCGCACAAGAAGCCGCCCAGGGGACCCAACCGCUCGCCCUGGGGGACCCCACACCGCGCCCGGGGGACCCACACGCCGCCCGGGGACUCCCACACGCGCCGCCCUGGGGACCACACCGCCGCCCGGGGGACAGCACCGCGCGGGACUCACACCGCCGCCAGGGGAGCCCCACCGCCUCCCGGGGGACCCACAUCCGGCCCCCGAGCCCGCGGGGAACCACAACGCUCCCGGGGGACCCCAGCCUCCCGGGGGACCCACACCGCCUCCGGGGGACCGCACACCGCCGCCCGGUGGGACCCUACACCUGCCUGUUCCGGUGGACCCACAACCGCUUUGCCCAGUGGACAGACCCGCUCCCAGGUGGACCCACACCGCCGCCCGUGGGGACCACGACACGCCGCCCGGGACCACACCGCGCCGGGACACACACCGCCUCCAGGGACCCACACGGCGCCCGGGGGACCACACCUGCGCUCCCGGGGACCCACACCGCGCCCAGGGGACCCACACCUGGCGCCCAGGGGACCCACACCGCCUCCGGGGAACCCACACCGCGCCUGGGACCACACCGCCGCCCACGGGACCCACACCGCGCCCGGGGGACGCCCAACACCGCCGCCCAGGGGACCACACGCCGCCCGGGGGACCCACACCGCCCCAGGGACCCACAGCCGCCUCCAGGGGACCCACCGCCUGCCCAGGGACCACACCGUCGCCCCGGGGGACCGCACACCGCCGUCCCAGGGAAAUCCGCCUCCCGUGGGGACCACACCGCUUCCCGGGGAGCCCACACCGCCUCCCGGGGACCACAACCGGCCGCCAGUGGGACCCACACCCCUUGCCAGGGACCCACACCGGCUUUCCCAGGGACCACACGCUUCCGGGACCCACACCGUCCCGGGGACCCACACCGCCGCCCGGGGACCCACACCGCGCCGGGGACCCACAACCGCCUCCCGGGGACCCACACCGCGCCCGGGGACCCACACCUGCCGCCCGGGGGACAACGCCGCCGCCGGGGGACCCACAAUCCGCCUCCCUGGGGACCCACAGCUGAUUUGCCGGGGACCCAACGCCCCCCGUGGACCACACCGCCGCCAGGGGACCUCACCGGCUUCUUCGGUGUUGUGUCCCCGUCCGGCCCCGAACGAGCGCCUGCUGCCGCUCCCGGCUCGAGGGCGAGGCGCGAAAUGAAGGGAAGAAAAGGCGUGUUGACCUUACCGCUGAAGACGCCCCUGGACCGGAAUAAGGCUCCACGUGCAGUCUUCGUCUGGCAGGAUACAGGACACGAAACGGCGGCCAAAGGGAAAUAA
This is a messenger RNA of Penaeus vannamei (Pacific white shrimp), 1770 nucleotides long. The record is from RefSeq and is a predicted model, not a curated record. NCBI's taxonomy places the organism in Eukaryota, Metazoa, Arthropoda, Malacostraca, Decapoda, Penaeidae.